This is a messenger RNA of Argiope bruennichi, 842 nucleotides long. Its product is annotated as protein PBDC1-like. The transcript is spliced from 6 exons. The record is from RefSeq and is a predicted model, not a curated record. The coding region runs from base 338 to 796 and encodes 152 amino acids. Lineage: Eukaryota; Metazoa; Arthropoda; Arachnida; Araneae; Araneidae. Gene Ontology annotation, cellular component: cytoplasm.
UGUUGAGCAGUGAUAUAUAAUAUUUUGAAAGGAGGAAAAAAAUUAAAGUCUUGAAAUUCGGGAAUGAAAAUAUAGCUAAUACAAGCAUAAAUUAAUUUUUAAAGCCAAAAGUAGAUCAUUUUAGGAAUUAUAAAAAUCAUGAAGGCAUUUCAUUGAUGAAGAUGCAAUCUUCCAAGUGAUUAUGCGCAAUUCACGGAAUGAGAAAGAAAUUUUAUAGACAGUACUGUCAUCUGCUUGACUUCCUUUGCGUCAGGUAUGUGAAAAUCUGCACGAGGUUUGAGUUUCGGCUAAGAGUGAAGUUUCUUUUCUUUAUUACCGUCUUCUAACAUCAAACGAUAUGGAGAAUAGUGGAGCGUUCUCAGAGAAGAAAAGCAGCUUUUUUGAUGCUGAUUCUUAUGUGAACACACCUGAUAUUGAAUUAGCAUGGGUUGGCAAGGCUGCUGAGCACAUGGAAAUACAUUAUAAUCUCAUCACAUCAGUUCCGCCUAGGUCGCUGAAAUUAACUCCACAUGAUGAUAAGAUAUAUAAUGCAUUUAUUGCACAGUUUCCUAAUUUCAAGUUGGACGUUUUAGAAAUAGACAGUUUGAAAAGUGAAGAAAGUAAAGAGAAAUGGCGAAAAUUUUGCGAAGAUUUUCGUGACACUGUUGAAGACGCUACAUUUGGCACUUUAGUACGCAUUGAUAGCUCAAAAGACUAUAGUGAAGAGAAUACCAUACUAGUGUUACGUGUUCAAUUUCUAGCAAUAGAAAUUGCUAGAAACAGGCUUGGACUAAAUGAUGGACUAAAGAAAUUAUAACAUGUAAAAAUGUACUGUAAAUAAAACUUUUAUACUUUCAAGCAAA